Trichoderma virens Gv29-8 is the source of this 381-nucleotide messenger RNA. RefSeq lists its product as uncharacterized. Bases 1 to 381 code for a protein of 126 amino acids. The transcript has 2 exons. NCBI's taxonomy places the organism in Eukaryota, Fungi, Ascomycota, Sordariomycetes, Hypocreales, Hypocreaceae. The record is from RefSeq and is a predicted model, not a curated record.
AUGUAUGCUUACUGUAUCCUCGAGAGCGGCGCAAUCGCUAGCGUCAACUACCACCGACUGGGCCAGCUCCUUGGCAAGAACUUGCACUGGACCAUCUCCGGCACCGAAGGCGAGAUUGAGUUCACCGUUAACAGAGGACUGCAGAUGGGCAGCGGUCAGCGGGAGAUUCGCAUCAAGACGACCGAGGACAAGGAGCCGAGGGUUGUUGACUGGCAGGUGAAGACGCCGGCGCACAUUGAGGGCGUGCAGUUUCCCGGUCAGAACACGGCUUAUUUGUAUGAGGCUUAUGCUCGCGGCGACAAGGAUGUUGCCGAUUUUAAAGAUGCUGUGAGGCUGCAUAGACUGUUGGACAGAAUUGCAAAGGAUGCGGGCUAUGCUUGA